Molecule: messenger RNA, 7371 nt
Organism: Taeniopygia guttata (zebra finch)
Lineage: Eukaryota; Metazoa; Chordata; Aves; Passeriformes; Estrildidae
Source: RefSeq, a predicted model, not a curated record
CGGCCCGAUGCGCCCCUCAGCGCUGGGUGGGGCAUCUCACAUCCCUCCCCCGGCUCUCUGCUGCCUGAGGCAUGAUUUUGUUCUGCUCGUUUUGUCACUAGCAUGCACCAAACGAUUUAUGAAAACUUUAGGCACAGUAACAAGAUGGAACAAAGCAAUUCUGCUUUAUAAUCUGUGUUAAAAUGAGGAUUGAAAUGAAGACGAACCCGGUGAACUACUCUGGCACUUUCCCUGAUACGUUUAACUUCUGUGUUAAUUACAAAAGAACCUCUAGAUUUCAGCCAGGUAAUUCCUUCCUCACGAGGGCAGUGGGUGCAAUCCAUGAUUUCUAACGGGCUGUCAGUCGUAAAGAUGACACUGGAUCAUGCUUCAGAUAUGCUGCUGGAUUAGAUAUUCUUGUUGGCACAGGAGUAAAUAGAUUCCAUAAAAAAUCAGAGAGUAAAACUGGCACAGGGUGAAGGACUGUGGGGGAAACAGGGUUGAUAGGUUUGCCCUUUGAAUUUGCAAAGUGAUUCUCUGUGUUUCUAUAUUUUCCUCCCUGUUUGUCAUGUUCACCUCUGCUUGUUAUCAAAUCUGCAGCAGCUGUUUUUCAGUUUCCUUCAAACAAAAAAAGGCACGGUGCACAAAUGCAAGUUUAAGAGAUAUCCUGUUAUAUUUAAGCUGCCAAAAUAGACCCCAUUUGCAAUCAGAUAUUACAGCCAGGAUUUCUAUGGAGAUACUAAUAAAGAGAUCUUGAGCCAAUUACAAUAAUUACAGAGCAGUGCUGCCAUGUAUAGACUGAGUAUUUCUUCUGGGAGUCCGUCUCUAGGUCAUUCUUUGCUUGAUAAGCACAAAAAACCAAAAUACAAGAUGUCUCAGGAUGAGGUAUAUCUCUUGAUUCAAGCAAAGGUUUUAGCAUUAUAGCUAUAGCAGCAGUGAAAUUAGGUUAAUGAACUAAAAAUGAAAGAAUUAAGGAUAAGAUUAAAGGAAGACAGUGGAUGUGACAGCCUGGUCAGAGAGCAAGAAAAUGGAAUAGGUUUUCUCACAAUGGACUUGUGAGACUUUUUAGGGAGUUGUAGAGAAAUGACGAUAACUUGUUAGUAUAAACAACCUGCAGGUGGUGUUUUCCUACUCUGUUUUUCUGUUGUUCUCAAGGACUGUUUGUGAGAAAAAUGUUUCUGUUAAUUAGCCAAUCAAGUAGAAUGUGUCAUACCUAGUUAUAAAAGAAGGGAACUUUCAUAUUAAAGCGGCUGUUGUGUGAACCAGCCUGCUUGUGGAUUUGUGUCAUUUCUUGCUCAACGGUGACAGGAAGACUCUUUUUAAAUGACCCAGUUAAAAAUUACCCUGAGAAAAAUAUUUUUAUCCUUGUUUUUCUUGUUUCUUAGAGGUUGUUGCUUGCUGAUAUCUAGCCAUAUCUUUUAUUUAAUUUAGUUAAUUUCUUUAUGAAGUUACAGGAUACUUGGUGUGAAGAUAAAUGAAAUUAUACUGGUCCUUUUUUAAGGAACAUCAAAACUAAGAUGAGACCUUUGAACAUUUAAAAUAAAAUAAAAUUAACAUUUGCUUAAGUCUUUUUAUGAUGAGUUUGUGGUUUGGUUAUGGUCCAAACAAGUUGAAGUCCAAGUAAUCUUGUCCAGAUAAUUUAGGAUUCCCGCUGGAUCCGAGAAUUUCCUUCCUGUCUGAUUUCUGUCAGUUCUUAUCCAGAUUUACUUUUAAACAGUAUUCAUUAAAAGUCAGGCAAAAACUGUAAUCCUGCAAGCACUCUUGUGUGUGAUAACUUCACUCUAGUUAGUAGCUGUAUUCUUACAAUGUUAGAAGUAAACAUGGAUGAAGAGAUGGCUUAAGAUUUUUCUGCCCUGGGAUUCAAAUUAAUUUUGCCAUGAAGAGUAAAUGGCUAAAGAGGUAUUAAGAAGAAAGGGUGAAAACAUUGGGGAUGGACUCUUCCAGAUUGCUGAGAGACUUGUAGAAGUCUAAUAGAAGCAGCCAGACUUGUACAAACCUAAUUGCUUAGCACAACUAACACAAUUGUUUCCUGUUUUACACCUAGUCCAAGCGUUACUGAAGAGUGCUUGAUUGAGGAUUGCAAGACGAUUACAAUUCCUUCCUUAUUUAAUUAAUAUUAUCAAAUGUUAAACAGAGGCAUUGCAUUCCAGUAUAUCACUGGCUAGAUGGGAUUUCUUGUGUUGGAGAACUUCCAAAGCACCCAAAGGAGAAGAAGUUGUCUGUUUCUUUGAAAAAGGGGUGGGGGAAAGGCAAACAAUACUGGAACUAAAAUAUGGCAGUCACAUACUGAUUUAUCCAGCAGAGGGAGUAGCUUACCAAUGUUGGGAAUGGCUUUGGGAAUCUGCCCAUAGCAAACUUUGUGACAACAAACCAUUUAGGUGUUUCUUGUAUAAAAUAUUGCAUGCCAUGAAUUACAAUCAUAAGUGAUGCAUUUCUAUUUUUUUAACCUAGUCAACAGUCAGCCACACCUUGCAAAUUACAUUUCUGUUAAGAGGAUUGAAAAGAUGCUAAGGUCGGAAUUGGUCUGUUGACUAGUGUUGUAAAUAUUCAGAUGUCUAAACUGAAGACAAUGGCCUUUAAUUUUGUCUUCACUUUUUCGUAUUGGUCUUGACUUAGAUUUAUGGAAACACAGAACAGUUUGGGUUGGAAGGAACCUUCAAAGAACAUUUUGUGCAACCACCCUGCCAUGAGCAGCUUGAUCAGCUUGCUCAAAAUACUGUCCAGCAUGACUUUGAACACUUCCAAUAAUGGGACAUCCCAACAACUUCUGUUCAACUGUCUUCAGAGAUUGCUCCAAAUUUACCUUAUUGUCUGAUUCUGUUUCUACACAGUGUACUGAUGAGAGCAUGGACAGCUUGUUGAGCUGUUCCCUCUACCUGCCUGCCCUGCUGUCUGCCUCUGCAGGGUGAGGGGCAACUUGACAGGCAACUUGCCUUUUUGCUCUUUGUCCACAGCAUGGCUUUGAUUUAGAGCCUUCCUCUUUCUCUUUGUCCUCCCACCAUGCAUCCUGAAAAGCAUUCAAGCACAAGCUCUACAUUAAUUUAGUAACAGCAGGAGGCCAUAUCUUGAAAGGAAAGUAAUAUUGCAUGCCAUGUUUUGACAUUUUUACCAGCCACAAGAACUUUUUUUUUAUAAUUUCCAAUGAAUAUUCACUUAAAUAACUGCAAUUUGCCCAUAUACAUUAAUAUAUCUUGAAUGUUCUUGCUGUAUGUGAGCUGAAAGUCCAAAAGUAAAUGAUCCAUGUCGUUUAGCUGAAGAUAGCUAAAGAACAAAUGAGAAAAAAUGGUUCAUUGGUUAUUGUGCAUUGUUACUAAGAGAUAUUGUAAAAUUGUAUAAUAAAUCAAUCCUGGAAAGCAAAUAUUUUUUAGCUGCAUUUUGUUUUCAGUGUUGGUUACAGGAUCAAUUUUUGCCCAUUUAACAUACUUAACUGCACGGUAUUAAACUUGCUUUAGAUUCCAUUUCUUAUUAAGUAAAUAAAAUUAUCCAAUCUUAUAUACUUUUUUUUUUUUAAUGCACAUUAAAAGCAAUGAAAUUCUUUGUAGGAAUUGCUAAAGAAUUGCCACUUAUUUUACUAUCUUAAACACAGUACUUAGAAGUCUACCAAUGGAAUUAUGCUGAUACAUGCAAUAUUACCUUUAAAAAUUGAAUGAAAGGGAACUGAUAAGAACAAAUGCCUCUAUUUCACAGUACUUUAAAAGAUUCUGGUAAACUGUUGUUUAUUUUAACAGCUUCAUAACUAGAUGGUACUUUGCUGUAAAUACAAGGAGUUAAUUUGCAGUUUCUUUUUGCAGGUGCCGCUUUGUGGUGUAUUUAUUGCUCAUCCAGAAGAUCCACUUACAUUUUUAGAAGAAAAGCUGAGAGAAAUAAUAACAAAGUGAAAAGAAUUGUGUGCAAAAGAAUGGUACUUCUACAGCUGAAACUUAAUGAAGAUUUAUUUUGGUUAAUUAUAUUUCAGAGGAUGGAUAAAAUAUACUUUGCUGGAAAGGAAUGAGAAAAAAGCCAGGAAGACGGCAUUACAAUAGGUCCAUUAUAAUAUCUAAAUAUUAAAAGUUAUUAUACAGAAGUAGAACAUGUGGGUGCAGACUGACAAGGAAAAAAGACAUAUCUAUUUAAAUCUGUCAUAUAGAGAUAGUACUAAUGGAACUCUACGACUAUAAAUGAGUUUGGCUCACUGCAGAAAAUUCUAAGACAAAGGUUUACCAUACCUGGACUCUUGAAAAGGCUGUCACAAGAUCAUCUGUUUGGAAAUUCCAGGUUGCAUUCAGCCAACAAGCAAGAGGCCUGUUGCAGAGUUAGAUGUUAAAGCAUUAAGAAGACCUCAAGCUUUUCCUAUACUGUUUUUGUUAGGCUUGUUAAGACAUAAACAUUUAAUUUCUUGUGUAAAUUUGAGCUAUGUCUUCAGAAAUACUGCCAAUGGAUGCAACUGGAUUAAAGAUCUGCUAAUCAGCAAAAUGUUAACUCUUAUAGACAGAUGUAUUUAAGCUCUGGUUGAAAAGGUAAUGUCUGUUGUCUUUCUUGACUCUCAAACUUUUAAAACUCUUGCAGAAUGUAAACUUUUCAAAGUCAGCAAUAAAGGAUAGUGGAAUAACCAAAAUACUGAUUUAAGUUUCAAGCUGAUGAGUAAAUGCUGCCUAUAUAUCUGGCACAUUCAUAUGGCUGAUUGCCAGAAGAUAACAGAAGCUGGUGUUGAGAUGAUUUCACCAUUGAAGCAUAUUUUUGUACUGAAUAUGGCAGACUGCACAAGGUGUACUCUGGUCAACAAAAAUUUGAAAUCUGUGGAUUUUCAUGAAUCUGUUGAAAGUAGCUUUCACCAGAAAAUUGAGUCUGCUGAGAAAAAUCCUUUCUCUAUUAAUUUUUCCAGAUUUUUUAAGGGCUUGAGAGCUCUUGGCUGCCAUGGAAAAAUAUUGGAACUUUCUAUAUCUCAAUGCAAAGAUUUCAGUGACAAUGGGAUUCAGGUAAAUCUUUGCCUUUUUCUUGGUGUUCCCUGGAAGCCCCCAUGUUCAUUAAAUUGUAUUGUAACUGAGUUCUGCAAGGGCACACAAUACCUGGAACACUGCCAUGUCUCUUACUGCCCUCAGCUGACGGAGGAAGCUGUGAAAACAAUGGCAUUUCACUGCCACAGACUGACAUCUGUCAACAUAGGAGGUUGCCCAAAGAUGAUUGAUACAUGUAUCCAGUACUUUGCUGCAGCCUGCCAUUAUCUCCCCUUCUUGGACAUCUCAGGUUGUAUUCAUCUUACUGACAACCUGAAAUAUCUUUGGAAAGCCUGUGUGCAACUCCAGAUUCUCAUGACACUGUACUGCAGAAAAACUACCAAACAAGCUGUCUUGAAAUACACAAGCUGUCUUGAACUGGAGAAAGAGGAACAUAAUGAUGCUGACCGUCCUUCCUGGCUUGGAUAUGACUGGGAUGCUAACAUAACCACCUUCACCAAAAAACAUAGAUCAGAGCCUGAAAAAACAAAUUCUUCAAAAUGAAAAAUGAAGAAAUUGUGCAGCAUCUAUAUAGUUCAAGGGCUUUUCCCUAGAGCAUAAAAAGACCACUGUUAUUUUUUCUUAAAACUAAUCACAUUUUAAUAAAAAGCCAUUUGUUGCAUUAAUAAGGAAGCAUAGCAAAUAUUUCUCACAGGAGUAUCAAUGCCUUCAAGCAGGACAGCUGCACUCAGACAGCACUGCUAACUCUCAGAUGUUGAUUCAAGCUGUCUUCAUUUUUCAGUAAUGAAAGUUUUUGUAGUACCAUGCAGAGUAAGCAAUGAAUAAAUCUGCAAGUGUUGGAGGCUUUGUUUGCCAUGAAAGUCCUCUCCAGGACAUAAACACUCUGACUCCCCAGAGAACUUCACACUUGAUGUGGCUGGUACCCAUCAAAUACAGCCUUCUUGAGGAGUUGGAGUGAGUAGGCAGCAACUACAGAUUCUUUAAUACACAACUACACCCAUGCAUUUAAGCACAGUUCUCCACUUCUUGACAGUCACUUGGGCACCCGGAACCCUCAUUCUCAUAAAAGCCUCUUGGGCUGAGUCCAGCUCUCUGAACAAGCUAAUGUUCAGGUCUGCAGGUCUGAACUGUGGGCUGGCUGGCAGCUGAGAGAGCAGGAGAAUCAAAUUAAAGGGAGUACCAAGGAAAAAAAUGUUAAAGUAUAAAUUUGUACCAGUUACAAGACUGUCUUCUCAUCAAAUGGACAAGAAAAGAUAUAUGGGCACACAAGGGAUUCGCCAUUCAAAUUCUAAUUGCUGAUAACCUACUAAUCUUCCCUUGUCUAGAGAAAAAUACAGUUUCACCUCAUUAGAGGAGAACAAGACAUUGCUAAUGCCUUUGGGAAAACUCACAAGGGUUUGUCCUCCUUCAACUCAUUCUUGACCUUUAUAUUAACAUUCUAGCUGGUCUCAACAUGCAUUACUUGAAAUGAAUAUAAUCAGUAGCUUUAGUAGUAGCACAAUUUUUCUGCUGGCUAAUUUAAACUUCUUUAAGCAAGUAACUAACAAGUCUGAUGUUUAAUUCCUGCUAGAUUUAGAAAAUUAAUUAAUUCAAAGUCUGAGUUUGCUUUCUUUUCAAUAUGGAACAAAUAACAUGUUUUCUUACUAUGUUCUCCCCUAAAUUGCUGAUGCAGCAGUUUCAAAAACCACAACCUUAAUCUUAGAGGCUGACAGGCUUUGUAUUUCAGGUGAAUAAUGGGACUAUUAAAUGGAUUCAAUUUUGUGAAGUACCUACCAGACUGUUUUCGUGUUUUCACGUGAUGUGAAUUAUGAGGUGCUUUUUUCACUUUGGCUGCAGCAGGGCAUAGAAAUCAUUAGUUUCAAAUAUUUUCCUGCAUAUCCAAAACCAUUAUAAUUUAUUACUUUUGUAACUCUUAAAAGUAUAAGUGCAUAUCCAAUAAUAUUGUAAUGCCUUUAGUAAUACUAUUAGAAAUGUUUUAUAUAUUAGUGUUUAUAUUAAAAAUACAUAUAAUUUGUCAUAUGUAUCAGUGCCCACCUCAUCCCAACAAACAGUACACACAACAAUAAACAAAAAGUGGAGUUUUAACCACCCUGAAUUACAGUAGAUAUGCUGCCCUUGACUCUUGAAGUCCAUUAGCAAGGGGCAAUUAUAUCUCCGGGGGAAUCCUGUGGCAAAGAAGUUAAUUUCAUAAUGUACCAUUAUGACCUAGAGAACAUACACAUAUAUACAAGACUUAAAGCCUGAGCUGACAGUCUGAAUUCUCUCCCGCUCCCUGCCAUCCCCUCAGCUGGCAAGGGUUCUGACAUUUCAGCUUAAAACACAAAUUUCACUACUGCUUUUAUAAGGUGCCAUAGAGAUGCAUGAAAAGGCUUUUAAAAGCUCCAUUUAAUUUACUGUGUGUGUUUGUAUUACAGUGACACAGAACCCUCCACAAAAAUCGAGCCUGCCCUUGUGCAGA